This is a messenger RNA of Xyrichtys novacula (pearly razorfish), 5022 nucleotides long. The record is from the annotation of a GenBank genome assembly. NCBI's taxonomy places the organism in Eukaryota, Metazoa, Chordata, Actinopteri, Labriformes, Labridae.
AUGGCUGACAAUUUGUUGCCAACCGCCUGUACAACGAGGGGGAAGAGGAGGAAGAAGAAGAACAUGGCUGAACGUGAGCAAGAGGGAGAACGUGGUUCCGAGCUAGAACCGAAUCAGUUCUGCUGUUCUGUGUGUCUAGAGCUGUUCAAAGACCCGGUCACUAUUCCCUGUGGACAUAGUUAUUGUAAAUUCUGUAUCGAGGGGUGCUGGGACCAGAAUGAGGAGAAGGGACUCUACAGCUGUCCUCAGUGCCGGCUGGUUUUCAGUCCCAGGCCUGUGCUCGGUAGAAACAACCUGCUGGCUGAGGUAAUAACACUGUAUCAGAAUUGCUGUUGUUUACAGUUGAAGUAUAUCUCUAAGUCUGAGAGAUGUCCAAUCGAUUUUUUUUUCCAGUUAAAAUAGAAAUAAGUUGUUGUCUCAUUUUAGUCUUAACUGCCAAAUUUUACACUCUUUAGUAACUUAUGAUUCAAAUCAAGAAACUUAAGAAAUUAUCCAACACAAUUGGGAGAAUUUGUAAUAAGAUUUAUACCUGUGUCAACUCCUUAUCUUUCAGUAAUGGCAGGGUUUGUCUCUAGCUUUUUUCCAUUGUCUAGACUGAUUUAGAGAGGGUGAUUUUGAUCCUUUAUUACUCAUCUGCUUUUAACAUAAUAAGACUAAGAGAAAUCAAUAGUUGAUGUCCCUGAGACUGUGUCUAAGUUUGUGGGUUACAGGAAAACUGCAUUCUUUUCCAAUAUGAAGCUAAGUGCAGCACUUCUUGGACUUUGGUUGAGACCUUAGGUAGACUUAAGAGUCAUGCCUCUAUCAUAAAACAUGAGUGUGGUAUCAGUACGUCACCCAUUUCCUGCCUGGUAUGCAAACUGUAAUGGAUCAAGCUUGCCUUUGAUAAAGCCAAGGAUAAUUUCUUUCAGAAAGGAUGUGAGAGCUAUGGGUCUAUAUCCAUUCUGUUCUUUAUGCUGUAAAGAUUUAGAUACACAGUUUUUGGGAUACGUCCACUGUUCAGACAUUAUUGAAACAGUUGAGAAAACACCCCACUGAGCUGUUCAGCACAGUGGUGCAAUGAUCUCCCAGAGAUGGAGUCAGGGCCUAAAGGUUUAUGAACAAUCACUUAUUCAAUUAUGAUUUUCAACAACAGUAACACUAUUAAAAAGUUGAUGAACUUGAGGUAUUUUUGUUAUAAAAUACUCUAAUUAUGUGAUUACUGUGUUUCUCACCUCCAUGUUUUCUAUAUCACCAUUAGGUUGUGGAGAUGCUGAAGAAAACAAACACCCAGCAGGUUUUUCCUUCUUUCUCUGAGGCCACAGCUGCGACUGCUGCUGAGGCUGGUGCUGAUGCUGAGGCCUUCGCCAGCCCUGGGGAUGUGGACUGUGACUUCUGCUGUGAUACCAAUCCCAACAAAGCUACCAUGUCCUGCCUGACCUGUGUGGCCUCCUACUGUCCUGAUCACCUCAAACCUCACUACAACAUUCCUGUGCUGAAGAAGCACCAGCUGGUGUCAGCUACAGUCCCCCUGCAGAAAAAAAUGUGCAGCAAGCACAACAAGCUGAUGGAGGUCUACUGCAGGACAGACCAGAAGUGCAUCUGCUAUCUGUGUGUUAUAGACGAGCAUAACAGUCAUAAAACUGUGUCGGCUGCAGCUGAGAGAGAAGAGCAACAGGUAGGAACAAAACUCAGCAAAAACACUGCAGGCCUUACUCACCACAAUUCCCUGACACUCUUUUUGAUCUCAAGUGAAGAUUAAAAGUCAGAUUAAUUACUCUGUUCUGAAACUGCUGAUUGUUUGCGCCUCUGUUUUUAGUCUAAUGAGGGCUUCAUCUUACAAUAUGACAUUGUUCAAAUGCCUUCAGCCAAGUGAUGUACAUUUGACAUUAAGUACAGCACAAGCAAAGAUCUGGUCAGAAGGAAACAUUAAGAGUUAUCAUCACCAUCAUCAUCAUCUACAGUACAUCCACCGCACCAUCUCCAAAUCACCAAACUACCAAGUGCUGAGUUGUUUAUGAAGAGCUGGUCCAUAGAGGAGAAGGGCACAGGAGCUCUCUAAAGAGCUGAGUCUUGAGCUUUUUCUUAAAGGCAGAAAAGGACUCAGAUCUGAGAGAUUGGUUACUUGGAUGUUAGAAAGUCAUCAAUCAUGCCAUCCAGGUUAUGGGCUGAUCGUAUGAGAAUGUGGCAGGAUAAAAAUUCUGGCUGAGAUAGUUGUGUCAUUUGGUGGGAAUGACAGGAAGAGCAAAGUAUCAUCUGCAUAGCAGUGAUAUUAGAAAUCAUGAGAUUGGAUAGUGGUACUGAGUGAGGUGGUACGUAGCAAGAAAAUAAGAGGACAGAGCACUGACCCUUGAGGUACCCCUGUUGAUGAGCAGUGCGGUUCGGACACCUGUCUUCUCAAUGGUAGCAGAGCAGAUCCAGAGACGACCAAGUUUCACACCCAUCUUCUCUAAGAUAGCAUUGAUAAAUGCAUUAUUAGACGGUUUGUUCACACAGACAGCACAAAAAGGAAAAUAAAGUAGGAUUGUGAUUGCACACCAGACUUAAAAAUCAAAGUAGUUCUUGGAUGUAUUUUGGAACAGACAUAGCAGUUUGUGAUGGGCACGGCAGUUCUUUUAGAUGUACUUAAUCUCUAGAAUCAGUUCACUAAAAAGAUUAGUUCAAAGAUUCGGUCACUAAAUCACCAAAUCACAAUGUAGCACUUGUCGGGAGAGGCCUGCGACUCCAACUUCCUGAACUAAACACAGCUGAUUGUAUCUGGGACUGGGAGACAAAAGUGUUUGGCUGUGUUGCUUUGGCAAACAGGUUUGUAAAAAUGAACUUGUUUAUAAGUCAUGAUGUUUUAAGUGUACUGUACUGUCUGACAAAAAUUAUUCAAGAGAGUGUAUUACAAUGCGUGAUUCGCUCAUCAAGUGAUUCAGGUGUCGGUGUGUGUGGUUCAUCAUUCAUUGGCUGCUCGACUGGCAAUGCUGUUUCUCACUUCAGCUCAACUGAAGUGAGAAACGAACGAAUCACUUGAGGAAGUGAUUCAGUUCAGUAUGUUCACUUAAAAGAUUCGGUUCUUUUGAAUUAAUCGUUCACGAACAAAACAACACUAAUAGCAGUGAAAUGAAAGUGAGUACGCUCUUGAGUACCUACAGAUUUUGCUCUUACACAAAAAUACAUCGCAGGUAAGAAAACAUUAGCAAGUGUCAUAUUGUCUUUGAAAUCUGUUUGGAUGUGUUUCCAUCAGAAAGUCUCUCCUGGUGAAUGAGGCUUAAUAAUAAUACUCUUGUUCCCUGUGAUUGAAAUGACAGAGAAGUUCAUAAAUUGCAGCUGCACUAACAAUUUCUUACAGAAACAGCUGCCUGUGAACCAAAAGAAAGUCCAGGAGAGAGGAAAGGAGAGGGAGAAGGAGCUGAAAGUGCUGCUUGAAGCGCUGAAGGAUUUCAAGGUUUGGAUAUUCAGCACCCCAAAAAUGUCACUGCUGGAUAUUGUGGCGGUAGUAGAAAAUAUUUUAGAGGUAGUAAAAAAAGGUGGUAAAUUAAACCCCAGGAUUCCUGUGUAAACCCUGAAUAUGAUCUAAUAUGAUCGAGGGUGUUUUUUCUUCUUUUAAGCUGUCAAUUUCCAGUAAAUAUGUAGUUUGUCAUGUCAGUAGAUGUCCUAAAAAUAACUUGGGUCAACACAGAGCCCACAUUGAAUCAAUACAAUUUUAUUUAUACAGAAAUGCAGCCAGACUUCAGUGAAGACCAGCAGUGGGAUCUUUGAUGAGCUGAUCUCGUCCUUAAAGAAAAACUGCACUUCGCUGGAGAAGCUGAUCAAAGCCCAAGAGAAGGAGGCGGUUGCCCAGGCUGAAGGGCUGCAGCUACAGCUGGAGGAGGAGAUCUCUAAGCUGAGGAAGACAGACACAGACCUGGAACAAGUUUCUCAUGUUGACGACAACAUUCAUUUCAUCCAGGUACUUGCCCAUAUCUCACCUCAGCCUUUUGUCCAGUUGUAUGAAAGACGCCUGCUGUCGUAGUUUCCACACCAAAACUGCAAGUUCCUUGACUUUUUUAUCAUAACUGUACUCUGGUCUCUGAUUUAUUGACUGCAGACUUUCCAGUCUCUGUCUGCCUCCUGUGAAUCUCCUGACGUACCAAACGGUUGUGUUGUCCCAUCAAAACAUACAUUCAAAGCUGUGGCUCAGAGGAUAUCUGAGCUUAAGAAUGAGGUGGAGGACCUCGUGAAGACAAGAUGGCCCAGCAUCACAGCUGAAGGUGUGUAAGAAAUACUUUUAAAGAAAGUGCUAUCUAUCAGUUCCUUUCAAGUUCAUUGGUGUGAAAGAAUUUUGCUUUCGUUGAUAGUGUCUUCUGUGAAUGUUCUGCUGCAACCUGAGCCAAAGACCAGAGAGGAGUUUUUAAACUGUGAGUAACAUUUUAUGUAUUUCUAUACUCCAAAAACUGAGUUUUGAAACGUUUAAUAUGUUUAUAUUUUUCUGCUCUUUCUCCCCUGUCAGUUUGCUGUCCCCUGAAUCUGGAUAAGAAUGCAGUCUCUAAAAACAUGACCCUUUCCGACCUGAAGGCAACAUGCAAAACACAACAGGCACUCACUUACGAUAGUUAUUAUGGCAGAAACUCAUAUAUAACAACUAGGAUAACAAGUAUAGAGCAGAUUUGGUGCAGUGAGGCUUUAACAAAGCGAUGUUACUGGGAGGUCAGUCUGAGUGGUUAUACUUGGUGUGUGGCGGUGUCGUAUAAAGACAAAAGCGGUGCAUCAUCAUAUAAGUCUGAGUUUGGUAAGGAUGACAGGUCCUGGAGUUUAGAGUGCUCCAGCAAAGGUUGCUCCUUAAGACACAACGACCAAAGCAUCAGUGUGUCGGGCUCAGUAUUCUCCAAGAUCGGAGUGUACCUGGAUUAUAUUGAGGGGAUUUUGUCCUUUUACAGUAUCUCUGGCUCAAAUAUGACCUUACUCCACAGAGUAGACACCACCUUCACUGAACCUCUCUAUCCUUGCAUCGGGUUCAAGGAUGAUAAGUCUCAACAAGGCACAGCCUAUUAUGCAGAACUGGUCAAGAACUGGUCAUAA